AUGCAUCUGACAGUUGAGAAUGAGUUACUAGUUGCAAUUGCAAAGUAUACCGAUCGGCCUCCGAGGCAUUCCUGGCGGUUGCGCCGCGCGUUUGGGAAAUUCAAAAAUUUAUCACCAUUCAAGCACCGCAACCCAACACUCCUCUCCUCGCAUAUGGCCGCCGCCGCCGCGGACGAUUCCUCGCCGCCGCAGCCGGGAGGAUGGAUCGCCGGCCUUGUCUCCGGCGCCGGCCGCCUCCUCGCCGCCGUCCUCGGCCCGGAAUCCUCCGCCGCCUCCUCCUCCUCCUCCUCCUCCCAAGAGUCGUCGCAAUCCCAAAUGCUGUGUGAAAGCGCGCCCUUAUUCCGUGCUGUCUCGUGGAGGCCGCCUCGCGCUAGUGGUGAUCAUGGUAAUGGGGCACAUUUUGCAUCCGACGAUUAUCAGUACAAGGUAUGGCCGCUUCUUCUUUUUUUUUUUUUGCAUCUGUAA
Messenger RNA from Phragmites australis (common reed), 465 nucleotides. RefSeq lists its product as uncharacterized. Lineage: Eukaryota; Viridiplantae; Streptophyta; Magnoliopsida; Poales; Poaceae. The record is from RefSeq and is a predicted model, not a curated record. The transcript is spliced from 2 exons. The coding region runs from base 1 to 465 and encodes 154 amino acids.